Pseudoliparis swirei is the source of this 3926-nucleotide messenger RNA. Its product is annotated as copine-8-like. Bases 1960 to 3201 code for a protein of 413 amino acids. The record is from RefSeq and is a predicted model, not a curated record. Gene Ontology annotation, cellular component: plasma membrane. Gene Ontology annotation, molecular function: calcium-dependent phospholipid binding. Lineage: Eukaryota; Metazoa; Chordata; Actinopteri; Perciformes; Liparidae. Gene Ontology annotation, biological process: cellular response to calcium ion. The transcript is spliced from 14 exons.
AACACACACAGACACACACACACACAGACAAACACACACAGACACACACACACGUGUGUGGCGGGAUUAAGUCACGUUUCUCAUCCCAUGGAGAUGAUCCUCAGCGACUCCGAGUCACGGAGAUCUGUCCUUAACUUUGUUUUUGUGUCCCUUAUAUGAGAGGAGAGGGAGGGCCUCGCAUCUACCAUGGGCCUCUCUCUCUCUCUAUCUCUCUCUCGCUCUCUCCCUCUCUCUCUCCAUCUUCCUCCUCUCUGUCCAUCUCUUUCUUGUUCCCUCUCUCGGAACAUUUCCAUUUCCCCGUCUGCCCUCUUUUGCCGAGCACAAUCUCUCUCUCUCUCUCUCAUUCUACUCGUACAGUGAAUUAAUUUCCCUGAAUGCAUCAAAGGGAUGGCGGUCCCUCUCGGGGGGGGGGGGGGGUAUCAAAGCCUUUCGCUUCAAUCUCCCGUCAUCAGUCUCUCCCUCUCUCCACAUCUGUGAUUGUCCUGGACGUCUUUAGCCAAAUGAGAUUCUCUCUCUCUCUCCCCCUCUCCCUCUCUCUCUCUCUCUCUCUCUCCCCCUCUCCCUCUCUUCUUCCUCUCCGUGCAUCGGGCCCCGCGGUCCGUGGCAUCAUCUGGUCUAUUUUUAGUGGUCGUCUCUCCCUCGGCUGUUAUUGGCUGAAGCUCACGCUUCGCCGGCUCAGAGCAUAAACAAACAUCUCAGCUUGAAAUGUCAGCGGGCGCGGUGACGUCACGGUGACGUCAACGUCAUGACGACGGCAUGGUGACGGUGACGUCAUGACGACGGUGACGGCAUGGCGACGUCAUGGUGACUGACAUCAUGUUGACAUCAUGGUGACAUGUUGACAUGGCGUUGUCAUGGUGACAGUGACAUCAUGGUGACAUGGCGACGUCAUGGCAACGGUUCACGUGUUCUCUCUGCACACAUGAAGAUUUAUUAAUGAAUAAUCAGGAAAAAUAUGAAUGUGAGUAGAAGAGAGAUCUGUUGAGGGACAGGGUAUCUAUAGGGGAUAGACUGAGAGUGUUUUAUUAUUUUCUCCAGUUUUGAACAUUUAGUUCUCGAAACAGGAUUCCUUGGUCGUGGAAAACCUGGAAAAGUCAUGGGAAUUUGUAAAUGUUUAUUUCCAGGCCUGGAAAAGUCCUAAAGAAAGAACAAAUCAUGGACAUUCUUUAUAUUCACAUGUUCAUAUACGCUGAGUUUUAAAUAAUUUAAUAUGCUUUUAAAAGAAAGAUGCUCUAAAUAUAAGCCGGCGUACGUACGCUCUUUCAUACUCGUGUCACGGCGCUAUUAGAGUGGACCCAAAAGCACGACUCAGACAGGAGUCACAAAGAAUACUGUCUUUGGUUGGAAACAGGCUGGGUCAAAACCGGGAGAUCAGUCGAAGAAGCAAACAAGUCCAAAAAUGGGCGGGGCAGAGAAUCAGAGGUCAGGGCAGGCAGGGUCAGAACAGGCAGGUCAGGAAUAUACUCUAAUAACGCUGGAGAACUUGGCACGAAAACACAAGACAAUCUGGCAGAGGACAAGUGGCAGUGAGGGAGCUACAUAGUGAGGGACUAAUGAGGGGAUGGGCUGCAGGUGAGAAGGGCGUGAGGACCAGGUGAAGGGAAUGAGGGACUAACGAGGUGACCAGAGGCAGGUGAGAAGGGCGUGAGGACCAGGUGAAGGGAAUGAGGGACUAACGAGGUGAUCAGAGGCAGGUGAGGGGAGUUGGAUUGACGAGAUGGUGUGACAGGAUGAAAACAACUAUUACCAAAAGGAAGGCGUGGAGCUAAACUGUUACAACUCGCACAUUUUCCGCGCUGCAAGUGAACGCACCUUAAACUGAAAAGACGUUAAUGUUUAUUCUUUUAAUCAAAAGUUUAUUUAUUUUUCAAUCUCUUUUCUUCCAGAGGGAUCCCGGGGAAGAAAUGUGGCACCGUGAUCGUGAGAGCAGAAGAACUGAGCAACUGCAGGGAGUCUGUGAUGCUCCAGUUUUGCGGCAACAAGUUGGACAAGAAGGAUUUCUUUGGGAAGUCGGAUCCUUUCCUCGUGUUCUACCGUAGCAACGAGGACGGAUCGUUCACCAUCUGCCACAAAACGGAGGUGGUGAAGAACAACCUGGACCCCGUGUGGCAGGCCUUCAAGAUCCCCGUCAGGGCGCUGUGCAACGGGAACUACGACCGGAGCAUCAAGGUGGAGGUGUACGACUGGGACCGGGACGGCGGUCAUGACUUUAUUGGCGACUUCAGCACCAGCUACAGAGAAAUGUCCAGAAGCCAGUCACAGUUCCACAUCUAUGAGGUUCUGAAUCCAAAGAAGAAAGGGAAGAAGAAGAAGAAGUACCAGAACUCGGGAACGGUCACCCUGCUGUCCUGCCUCGUGGACUCGGAGCUCUCCUUCCUGGACUACAUCCGCGGCGGGACUCAGAUUAACUUCACGGUGGCGAUCGAUUUCACGGCUUCAAACGGAAACCCGUCCCAGCCCACCUCGCUGCACUACAUGAGCCCGUACCACCUCAACGACUACGCCAUGGCGCUGAGGGCCGUGGGCGAGAUCAUCCAGGACUACGACAGCGACAAGAUGUUUCCCGCGCUCGGCUUCGGCGCCAAGCUGCCGCCGGACGGCCGCGUCUCCCACGAGUUCGCCCUGAACGGGAACCCUCAGAACCCGUACUGCAGCGGCAUCGAGGGCGUGAUGGAGGCGUACUACCAGAGCCUCAAGUCCGUGCGUCUCUACGGACCCACACACUUCUCCCCCGUCAUCAACCACGUGGCCAGGUAUGCGUCGGCGGUGACGGACGGCUCCCAGUACUUCAUCCUCCUCAUCAUCUCCGACGGCGUGAUCACGGACAUGGCGCAGACCAAGGAGUCCAUCGUCAACGCCGCCUCUCUGCCCAUGUCCAUCAUCAUCGUCGGGGUCGGACCGGCGGAAUUUAACGAGAUGAUCGAGCUGGACGGGGACGAGGAGAGGAUCUCGUCUCAAGGACGCUCCGCCGAGCGUGACAUCGUUCAGUUCGUCCCCUUCAGGGACUACAUUGACCGGCGGGGGAACCACAUCCUGAGCAUGGCCCGGCUGGCCAAGGAGGUUCUGGCCGAGAUCCCGGACCAGUUCCUGUCCUUCAUGCGGACCCGGGGCAUCAAGCCCGGCCCGCCGCCCCCCCCCUACACGCCGGGCCCUCCGCCCGCCCUCCACCCGCUCCUCUGCAGACGGGUAAGCCGCAUCUAGGAGGCCGGACGCCGCCGGGCCGCCGCUACUGGCCUCUCGUCUCUCCUCCUCCUCCUCUUCUUCACCGGAGGCUCCGGAGCACGGCGCUCUCUUUCGGGGGGGAACGCGGAUCAGACCCCCCGAGGACGGACUGUCCGUCCUCCUUGGCGGGUGGAGCUCUGGGGGGUUUACGGGUGGAGGUGGUGGAGGUCUGAGCCCACCGGCCUCCGCCGGCGUGGACACGGACCACCGGAGCUCAUGAACUUCUGAUAUUUAUAUUUAUAUUCCUCACAUCCUCCGUGUUCAAAUGUGAGGAGAAACCUUCAGGAGGACAUUUAUACCGAUCCAAGACUUUCACUUUUACUUUCUUCUUCUUUUUUUUUGCGGCUGCAGGAACUGGAAGUUUUUACUUUGUAAAAAAAACAAAAAACAUUUAGACCCAAAUUCUUCAACACACAGCGUGGAUGUUUUUUUUCUCAUUAAUUUUAAUAAAUGGAGCAUGUGCUAGUCUUAAGAGAAGCAUGUCGUCCUCAGGCCCAGACACGACUGUGUACUUUACGUCUUUACCCGUUCUUCAGAAGCAUUUCUUCUUUUCUUUUCUUUUCUCUCACACGAGUAUAAAACAGGUUGUUUCUGUCGAGUUCACAGGUUGGUUUUUUUCUCACUUUUCUCACGUCGUGAAGUGUUUGCCAAACUGCAGGUGGAGAAUUGAAUCACUUUUUUUCCCGGUAGCUGUCAGAUCAGGU